AUGGCCCUCGGCUGGAGACACGGUCUCAGUGCUGUCCGUCGGCCCUUUCAGCGUCUGUCCUGCUCGACACUUCACAGAUUCUCGACAAGAUGCCAGUCCUAUGAAGAUACGUUGCCGAAUCUCAAGAUAGGAUCUCAUACCAGAGUUCUCUUCCAGGGGUUUACCGGUAAACAGGCGACGGCCAACGUCAAGGAAUCACUUGCAUGGGGAACGAAGAUUGUGGGAGGAGUAAAGCCUGGUGUUGAGGGUGAACAUCUGGGACUUCCCAUCUUCCCGUCUGUUCGGGUAGCACAAGAGACGACAAGACCAGAUGCUUCGGCAGUAUAUGUACCCGGAAACCAAACGGCCAAAGCUAUAGAAGAAGCUCUCGAGGCAGAGAUCCCCCUUAUCGUUGCUGUUGCAGAACAUGUCCCCAUCCACGACAUGCUAAGGAUACACUCCAUGCUCAAAACACAGUCUAAAUCACGCCUCGUCGGCCCAAACUGCCCGGGAAUCAUAUCAGCCAUUGGGAAAUGUCGAAUUGGCUUCCAACCCCUUCCAUGCUUUGCUCCGGGGAAUGUUGGGAUUGUGGCCAAGUCAGGCACACUCGGCUAUGAGACUGUUGCCUCUACGACGAGGGCUGGGUUAGGGCAGAGUCUGUGCAUCGGUAUGGGUGGUGAUGUUCUUGCCGGUACUGACUUUGUGGAUGCGCUAAGGGUGUUUGAGCAUGAUGAUGAUACGCAUGGCAUUAUCAUUGUUGGCGAAAUAGGGGGUGAGGCGGAGAUGGAGGCUGCAGAGUGGAUUACCAGGUAUAGAAGCAGGAAUGCAGAGGCAAAACCGAUAAUGGCACUGGUCGGCGGUAUUGAAGCUCCGCCGGGACGGGUGAUGGGCCAUGCAGGUGCGUGGACGGGAGCAGGGGAGCCAGAUGCCAGAACGAAGAUACGGGCAUUGCAGUCCGCCGGCGUGGUUAUGGUCGACCAUCCUGAGAAAUUUGGCGAGGGUAUGAAGACGUUGUUGGCUGGUGCGGGUAGAAGGUCUAUAUCGAUAUCAUCUAGGACCAUUCAGCAACGAGCGUCAUAUCACACCUUUUCCAGAAGAAAUCCAAUAACCCCUCAACCGCAUAGAUUCUCAUCAUCUCAAAGGAGAAGUUUAUACAUCAAAUCUUCUGAUGCAUUCAACUUAUUGAAAGAGCAGAAUAUCUCCAUCCCCAGCUCCAAGGGGCCGGCUGAAUUCACCCUUGCUCUCGCCAUAGAUCGUAAAUCAUGCGGCCCCUGCAUAAAUAUCAGCAGUGGUGCAAAUGGCAACACUCACAAGUUUCCAUUCAACUAUCACACUCGCAAUUUCGACAUUGCAUCUAUAGCGGAUACCCUCGACUUUGCCAAAUAUCAUCCAUCAGCUACCAAAUCAUUGGAAGAUCUAUUGCACAAGCUGAUGAACAUCUUCGUAUCCAAGGAAGCCUUCCUUCUGGAGGUGAAAGUCAGGCUGACACAAGACACAAAUGAUGUACAUGUUCUUGAUGCGCGGUUCGGGUUCGAUGACGCUGCAUACCGUAGCUCAGGCAGACAAGGUGAUAUCCACGCACUGAGAAAUAAGGCAGACGAGGUGCCAGCUGAAGUCGAGGCAGAGAAAGACGUAAACGGUGCCGGCCUAGCGAUGAAUACUGUCGACGCCCUCACCCUCCACGGCGGAAGCUGCGCCAACUUCCUCGACACAGGCGGCAAGGCCACCGCAGAAACAGUCAAGUCAUCCUUCCGUGUCAUCCUAUCUGACACACGAGUAAAGAGCAUCUUCGUGAACAUCUUCGGAGGCCUGACGCGAUGUGAUAUGAUCGCCGAGGGUAUCAUCAUGGCCUUCCGCGACCUGGGUAUGAAAGUGCCUGUUGUAGUCAGGCUAAGAGGAACAAACGAGCAGCUUGGUCAAAAGAUGAUAGCGGAGAGCGGCCUUCCCCUCCAUGCCUUUGACUCUUUUGAGCACGCAGCAAAGAAAGCCAUCAGUUUAUCCCAGGAAUCUCGAUAG
This is a messenger RNA of Microsporum canis CBS 113480, 1995 nucleotides long. Its product is annotated as succinyl-CoA ligase alpha-chain. The transcript is spliced from 9 exons. Gene Ontology annotation, biological process: tricarboxylic acid cycle. The record is from RefSeq and is a predicted model, not a curated record. Bases 1 to 1995 code for a protein of 664 amino acids. Gene Ontology annotation, cellular component: mitochondrion; succinate-CoA ligase complex (ADP-forming). Lineage: Eukaryota; Fungi; Ascomycota; Eurotiomycetes; Onygenales; Arthrodermataceae. Gene Ontology annotation, molecular function: succinate-CoA ligase (ADP-forming) activity; succinate-CoA ligase (GDP-forming) activity.